Glycine soja is the source of this 2623-nucleotide messenger RNA. RefSeq names its product cysteine-rich receptor-like protein kinase 3. The coding region runs from base 247 to 2208 and encodes 653 amino acids. Gene Ontology annotation, molecular function: protein kinase activity; ATP binding. Gene Ontology annotation, biological process: protein phosphorylation. The transcript has 8 exons. Lineage: Eukaryota; Viridiplantae; Streptophyta; Magnoliopsida; Fabales; Fabaceae. The record is from RefSeq and is a predicted model, not a curated record.
UACCAAAACACGAAUUGUUGACAACGAUGCCCACGCUGUCUUGGUCCCCCACGGACACCAUCAACACGUAGAGACCCAAUUUUCUUUUUUCAUUUUUUGAUAUACACUUAUAGACCCUUUUUCUUAGAGGCCUACAUAUCAAAAUUCAAACACCAUUUCUCAUUAUAAUCCACAUAAUACAUAUACAUAUAGGUAAUUAAGACCACCAAUAUUUUCUUAUUGUCUUCAUUUUCCUCCCUUGACAACAUGGUGGUGCAAGUGCAACACAAUCUCCUCUUAGUCAUAACUUUCUUGAUGUUGUUGUGGUCAUGGUGGAGCCUUUUGGGUGCACUAGGAGACCCUCAAACCCAUUUAAUCAACAAGGGGUGUAGCCAAUACAACGCAACCGACUUGUCCAACUUCAACCAAAACCUAAACGCAACUUUGGAUGACCUUAGAGCACAGGUUAGCAACCAAAGCAAGCACUUUGCCACGGCUCAAGAAGCUAGAGGAGCAGACCCUGUCUAUGCCAUGUUUCAGUGUAGGAACUACCUCUCCACCGCCGACUGCGCCGCCUGCUUCGUGGUUGCCGCCGCCCAAAUCCGCAAUUGCUCAGCCGGAGCCAACGGUGCCCGGGUCAUCUAUGAUGGCUGCUUCCUUAGGUAUGAGAGCAAUGGCUUCUUUGACCAGACCACACUGGCUGGCAACAGUAUGAUUUGUGGAAAUCAGACAGCAGUAGGAGCCACCACAUCUUUUAAUACAACUGCACAGCAAGUGCUAAUGGACCUGCAAAUUGCAACACCAAAAAUUACUGGUUUCUUUGCAGCUACCAAGACACAAUUGGCUGGUGGUGGUGCAAUCUAUGCCAUUGCACAAUGUGCUGAAACUGCCACAGAGAGUGCUUGUUUGGAUUGCCUCACAGUUGGAUACAACAACAUACAUAUUUGUUUACCCAACACAGAUGGCAGAGCAUUUGAUGCAGGAUGCUUUAUGAGAUACUCAGAGACAGCAUUUUUUGCUGAUAACCAGACCAUUGAUAUCGCACCCUUCUUGAAACAAGGAGGUUCAAGCAACAAGAAGGGAGCCAUUAUAGGCGGUGUUGUUGGAGGUGUAGGUCUUGUUGUAAUCCUCCUUGCACUAUUUGGCUUGCUUAGACGGUAUAAGAAACCCAAGAGGGUUCCUAGAGGUGACAUAUUGGGAGCAACCGAGUUGAAAGGUCCAGUUCCCUAUAGGUACAAGGAUUUGAAGACUGCAACAAAAAAUUUCAGUGAUGAAAAUAAACUAGGAGAAGGAGGUUUUGGAGAUGUAUACAAGGGCACUUUGAAAAAUGGGAAAAUAGUUGCAGUCAAAAAAUUAAUCUUAGGCCAAUCCGGGAAGAUGGAUGAACAAUUUGAAAGUGAAGUCAAGCUUAUAAGUAAUGUUCAUCACAAGAAUCUGGUUCGACUUCUUGGAUGUUGCAGUAAAGGUCAAGAGAGAAUCCUUGUUUAUGAAUACAUGGCAAAUAAAAGCUUGGACAGAUUCUUAUUUGGUGAAAAUAAGGGUUCUCUCAACUGGAAACAAAGAUAUGAUAUAAUUUUAGGCACAGCAAAGGGUUUGGCCUAUCUACAUGAGGAUUUCCACGUUUGCAUCAUACAUAGGGAUAUAAAGACCAGCAAUAUCCUCUUGGAUGAUGAGAUGCAGCCAAGAAUUGCUGAUUUUGGGUUGGCAAGACUUCUACCAGAGGACCAAUCUCAUCUCAGCACAAGAUUUGCAGGAACAUUGGGAUACACAGCACCUGAGUAUGCCAUCCAUGGUCAGUUAUCUGAGAAGGCUGAUGCAUACAGCUUUGGUGUUGUAGUCCUUGAAAUCAUAAGUGGCCAAAAGAGCAGUGAAUUGAGGACAGAUGCUGAUGGUGAAUUCCUCCUUCAAAGGGCAUGGAAACUAUACGUGCAAGAUAUGCAUUUGGAGUUGGUUGACAAGACAUUGUUGGACCCUGAAGACUAUGAUGCAGAAGAAGUGAAGAAAAUCAUAGAGAUUGCUUUGCUUUGCACUCAAGCAUCAGCUGCUGCAAGGCCAGCAAUGUCUGAAAUAGUAGCUUUUCUCAAAAGCAAGAACUCACUGGGGCAAAUAAGGCCUUCUAUGCCUGUUUUUGUAGAAACUAACUUAAGGACUCGGGCAGAAACCUCUACCUCAACUGGUUCCUCCACAUCUAAUGCUACUGCUUCCAUUUCUAUGCUCUCAGCUCGAUGAAUAUCUCACAAAGGAGUUAUUGAUGUGAUGUCAAGUUAAUGGAUUUGAAGAUUUGAGACAAUGAAGGAAACGAUUAAUGUGUAAAAAGAAGGGGAUUUUUCUUCCACAAUUCUUGAAGUAUUGCAUUGCCAUUAGUGCUACAAAUACCAAUUAUAUAGUGAAGUAGUGAUUGAUUUGAUGUUGAUGAAUUAUUUGCCACUUUGUUGAUAAUGAGGCACUUUAGUGAAGAUCUGGGAUUGGCUAGGAAAAUAGGGUCUUCCACUAAUUAAAAUGUGUUCCCAUUAAUUUUCUCCGAUGCGAAGGAGACAGAAUUUUCACAAUGUAUACAGAAACUUCCUCAAGUGUGAUGAUUUUAUGGGUGAUAAUAAAAGGAUUUCAAAAAUACAAAACAACAUAGUUAAAAUCCAGCCUAAAA